Psammomys obesus (fat sand rat) is the source of this 1808-nucleotide messenger RNA. RefSeq names its product RNA pseudouridine synthase D4 (gene Rpusd4). Bases 16 to 1143 code for a protein of 375 amino acids. Gene Ontology annotation, molecular function: RNA binding; pseudouridine synthase activity. The record is from RefSeq and is a predicted model, not a curated record. Gene Ontology annotation, biological process: pseudouridine synthesis. The transcript is spliced from 7 exons. NCBI's taxonomy places the organism in Eukaryota, Metazoa, Chordata, Mammalia, Rodentia, Muridae.
CCCGCCCUCGGCAAGAUGGCGGCUCCCGGGUUGGGUAUGCCUGGUCUCCAGGUCCUGGGGAGGAGUUGGCGUCCCGGGAGGUUGUUCACUCCCGGCUCCAGGCCGUUUUGUUCCACUGCGACUUCCUCUAAGCCCCUGACUGCUCAGGCAUUGGUGGAGAAGCUCCGAGCCCAGAAACAAGAGGAAAAGAAAAAGAAAGUGCCGGUGCCUACAAACCCUCUUCAGCGGAGGGUGCAGGAACUAGUGCGAUUCACACAACAGCUACAGCGAGUUCACCCCAAUGUCCUUGCUAAGGAACUGAGGCGAGGGAUUCUCCACCAGGACAAGGACCUUGUGGUCAUUAAUAAACCCUAUGGUCUCCCUGUGCAUGGUGGCCCUGGAGUCCAGCUCUGCAUCAGUGACGUACUACCCAUCCUGGCAAAGAUGCUUCAUGGCCACAAGGCAGAACCUUUGCAUCUGUGCCACCGUCUGGACAAAGAAACCACAGGUGUAAUGAUCUUGGCUUGGGAGAAGGACAUGGCACAUCAAGUCCAGGAGUUAUUUAGAACCCGCCAGGUGGAGAAGAAGUACUGGGCCAUCACUGUGCGCGUUCCCUUGCCCUUGGCAGGAGUCGUGGAUAUCCCCAUCGUGGAGAAAGAAGUGAAAGGGCAGCAGCAUCACCACAAGAUGACGCUGUCCCCAAGCUACCAUAUGGACAAUGGGAAAAUGGUAAAGGUGCGGGCCAACCGGGAUGCCCAUGUUGCUGUAACUCAGUACCAGGUGCUUAGCAAUACUCCCUCUUGUGCCCUCGUGGAGCUGCAGCCUGUUACUGGAAUAAAACAUCAGCUUCGAGUUCACCUGUCCUUUGGGUUGGAUUGCCCAAUUCUUGGUGAUCACAAGUACUCAGACUGGAAUAAAUUGGCCCCUCAGAAACUGUCCGCUGGCACGCUGAAGAAGCUGGGGCUACAGCAGUCAAAGGCCCGCUACAUCCCCCUUCACCUCCACGCCAGGCAGCUCAUCCUGCCUGCUCUGGGCUCCAGAACCAAGGAACUCCUCCUGUCCUGUAGGCUUCCUCGCUUCUUUGUACAUUCCCUGCGCCGUCUGGGUUUAGAUAUCCCAAAUCAGGAUCAAAGCAGAGGCAGUGAGGCCAAGGAAGCACAGUGAAGACUGCUGAGCAGUUCGUCCCCAGAGCUCUGCUGUAUUUAUUUCAUGGACUCUGCUAACUUCUCACUUGGAACAGACAAGAAAAGAGCCAGCUGGGAGAAGUUGAAGAAACUUGGUCACUUCGGGACUUUUAAUCAAGAAUGAAGUCUUAGUUAGUGACAGUUCUGCUGUAAUGUAGAACAGCCUGCUGGAAGUCUCUCCUUCAUAGAUCUCUUUGCCAAGAUGGAAGAGCAGACAGAUUGGAACAGUAAAGGAGAACCAAAGGAUGGAAUCUGUGUCCAGGAACUAUCUUUAUCCAAUAGGAAGGAAAGCUGAUCUAUCAGGAGUCCUCCCUUGGAAAAAACGUCUUGAAUACACAUGUAUCAUGUACCAUGUAUUUUGUCAACUAGAACUAGGUGCCAUACUGCCCUGGCAGUGAACCUGUGAAAGGGUUGUUUAGGCGAGGUAAAUGACAAGCAGCUAAUAUGAGUGAGUGAAGUGGGCAGGAUGGAAGGCAAUGGCUGGGACAACAGACCAAGCAGAUAAAACUGUUUCAGGGUUAUUAGUUCCAGCUUAUUGUUGCCCUGUGGGCAAAUUUACUGUUUUCUUUUAGAGAACCAGGAAGUCCAGAUAUUUUUGUGAAAUCUUCCAACCUGUUGCCAACUAAAUAAAAACAUUUUAAAAUA